Messenger RNA from Dibothriocephalus latus, 2538 nucleotides. The record is from the annotation of a GenBank genome assembly. Lineage: Eukaryota; Metazoa; Platyhelminthes; Cestoda; Diphyllobothriidea; Diphyllobothriidae.
AUGUCCGCCGAACCGCCUGAGCUGGGCAAAACCCUCCGUAUGCCAAAUGGGUUCGACCACUGGAUUUUUCUGGUCUUCUGGGUGUGCUGCCUCUUGCAUGUGACAAAGGGCAUAACCUCUGACGGUAACAUGAACGGGACUUUACCACAGGUUGAGCUCAGCGUGAAAGAAAAUACGCCCCCAGGAACAAUUAUUGGGAGUAUCUUCAAUGGCCUUGACUAUCGUGGACAAAGUGUGAAGUUCUACUUACAAAAGAAUGCCUUCUUCAAACUAGAUGCGAACGGAUAUGUACUUGUGGCUGGUCCACUCGACCGGGACGAUAAUCCGGCUCUCUGUCAGGAGCCAGGUUUUCCACAACUCUGUAUUUGGAGCAGUUUGUUGUUUGACAACAGUGGUCAGUAUCUGCCGCUGAGGAUAAUAGUCGACGACGUCAAUGAUAACGCUCCCUUCUGGCCCGUAGAUCACAUAGUAUUGACGGUACAAGAAAACACGGCUGCCGAAGUUUUGCUGGAACUGUCCUCCGCACGCGAUCCUGACUAUGGCAGAAAUGGAAUUAAAAAGUACAAACUGGAGACGACAGCAGAGGACAGUUAUUAUUUUGCGCUGAAGAUGACCACUGCCAUAUCCAAGCCAAAGCGAAGAAUACGGACAAAGCUGCAGGACGUCUCCUCUGCUGAAUACUACGAUGAGGUCGGAAUUCCCUGCCUGGUCGUUCUGCAUGCCCUCGAUCGAGAGACAAAACCCUGGCACAACCUAAGCCUUCUUGCAAUAGAUGGCAGUCCCCCCUUCCAUACCGGCAGUUUGCUGAUUUUCAUUAAAGUGGGCGAUGAAAACGACCAUUCACCGAGUUUUCAGCAUAAGAAGUAUAAAGCCUACCUGCCUGAAACUGCACCCGUGGGAAGUGUUGUAACCCUGCAGACUUCUGGGCAGUUGCCCUACCAGGACGAUCGUCAGUCAGACGACGAUGGGACCUUUGGCUCAAAAGACAGCCGGGGCCAAACAGUAGAACAGUUUCUGGCCACUGACAAAGACGAGGGUAUCAAUGGCAGAGUCCACUACACCUUUGCCAGAUCAACACCUAGUGAAAUCCAAAAGACUUUUGCGCUGGACAGUGCGUCAGGCAAACUGCGUGUCAUGAGGCCGCUGAGCUACGAUGACGGACCAACCUCCUGGACCUUUCAAAUUGUCGCCAGUGACUGUGGACGGCCACCCCGGUCUGCCGUGACAGAAGUCACCAUUGAACUGGAAGAUACCAACAACCAUGCGCCCAAAAUCCGUGUUCAGUCGCCGUCCGUAUACAAACGUCUCAACGACACGGAAGUUCCCCUCAUAGAGGAGGAAUCGCGAUCAGUGCUAACGAUUCCGGAAAAUGUCAACAUGACGAUGAAACAUCUGGUGACCAUAACCGUGCAAGAUCGGGAUACAGGCAUCGGUGGCGAAUUUUCCUGCGUACUCCGUUCGCCUAGUGGAAUUAUCUCAUCAAUUGAUGCCUCCUCCUCCUCCGAGAAAGCUGCGGUCGCCACUUCGGGAAUGUUUCACCUCAAGCUGAAAGGCAAGGUCCCACAGGUGAAUAUCUACAACCUCUUCGCAGUGGGAACCUUCGAUAGGGAGAAGACGCCCACCGUGCCCCUGUGGAUAGUCUGCCAGGAUAAAGGCAGCCCCCGACUCACCUCCAGUCAACUCAUACAAAUUGCCAUACUUGACGAGAAUGAUAAUGCGCCACAGUUUGAAUUUCCAUUCUAUAAGCUGACCGUUCGGGAGGAAAUUCCAAACGGAUCAGUUGUCGGUGUGGUGAGAGCCAUGGACCCCGAUGCUGGAGAAAAUGCACGUAUAUCCUACACACUCUCCUGGCCCAAAGGGACGAAAAGCAAGGACAUGGUCUUCACAGUUGACCAGAAUGGAAACGUCAUGUCAACUGCUGUAUUGGACAGGGAGGCCGUUCCUUACGGAUACAAUUUUACGAUAGUCGGGAAGGACAAUGGCGAGCCGUCAUUGAAUGCAACAGCUCAGGUGCACAUCGAUCUUCUUGACGUUAACGAUUGCGUCCCAGUUUUUGCAAAGGAAAACUACACCUUUCUGAUAACGGAGGAUUGGGGAACCAUUUUCAAGGUACCCCGCCUUGUUGGAGUUGUCUCAGCGACCGACUGCGACUCAAGCGAGUAUAAUAGGAUUACGUACAGCAUUCUGGACAAGAGCAACCUAUUUACCAUAGAUCAAAACGGCGCAGUUACCUCUGUUGCACUCUUGGACCGCGAGACGGCAUCUCGGCAUAACAUCCAAGUGAUUGCCAUUGACGGUGACCCGGACCCACCACUUUUGAGUGAGCAUGGUGAAGGCAGCCACGGUCUCACAAAAAGCCAACGAAAAGAUGUAGUAAAUACAGCUAUCGUGACUGUGCAGAUCUAUGUUGAAGACCUCAAUGACAAUGCCCCCACCUUCGUCUACCCUAACAGCGCAUCCAACAUGGUAAGCGUUAAACGUUACAGCCUUUGGGGCUUAUCAGGAAUGCAGAAACAUAUUGGACUAACGUUGGAAUAA